CACCCAGCGACCCCGCCCCCUCCCUGGCACAGGAGAAGGUAUAGAAGAACGGAUCGCCGCGCAGCUCAGUAUUGUUCGCCCAGCACAGUGCCGCGGAGAGCGUGGAGCUAGAGACCGGCACAGAGAUGGAAAGUGGUGAAGCGGAGUUCAACAUCCUGCUGGCGACCGACUCGUACAAGGUUACACAUUAUAAACAGUACCCUCCAAAUACAAGCAAAGUAUAUUCUUAUUUUGAGUGUCGGGAAAAGAAGAUCGAAAACUCCAAAAUUAGGAAGGUGAAAUAUGAAGAAACAGUCUUUUAUGGUUUGCAAUACAUUCUAAAGAAGUAUCUAAAAGGAAAAGUGGUGACCAAAGAAAAAAUUAAAGAAGCCAAAGAGGUAUACAGAGAGCACUUCCAAGAUGAUGUUUUUAAUGAGACUGGAUGGAAUUACAUCCUUGAGAAAUAUGAUGGCCACCUGCCUAUUGAAGUUAAGGCUGUGCCUGAAGGUAGUGUAAUACCCAGAGGGAAUGUGCUGUUUACAGUAGAAAAUACAGAUCCUGAAUGCUACUGGCUCACAAACUGGGUUGAGACCAUCCUUGUUCAGACUUGGUACCCAAUCACUGUUGCAACAAACUCAAGGGAACAGAAGAAAAUUCUUGCGAAGUAUUUGUUGGAAACCUCUGGUAGCUUAUGUGGUCUUGAGUAUAAAUUGCAUGACUUUGGCUACAGAGGCGUUUCCUCACAAGAGACUGCAGGAAUUGGAGCUUCAGCUCACCUUGUGAACUUCAAAGGAACAGAUACUGUGCCAGGAAUAGCACUGAUAAAGAGAUACUAUGGAACAAAGGAUCCAGUUCCUGGAUUUUCUGUGCCAGCUGCUGAACACAGUACGAUAACAGCCUGGGGAAAAGAUCACGAGAGGGAUGCUUUUGAACAUAUUGUAACACAGUUUUCUUCAGUACCUGUUUCUAUAGUCAGUGAUAGUUAUGAUAUUUACAAUGCCUGUGAAAAAAUCUGGGGGGAAGAUUUAAGGAGUUUAAUUGAAUCAAGAAGUCCAGAUGCUCCUUUGAUAAUACGACCAGAUUCUGGAGACCCUCUUGAUACAGUUUUAAAGGUGCUUGAAAUUUUAGGAAAGAAGUUCCCUUUUGCUGAAAACUUAAGAGGUUACAAACUUUUGCCUCCUUACCUUCGAGUAAUACAGGGAGAUGGUGUGGAUAUAAACACUCUGCAAGAGAUUGUAGAAGGAAUGAAGAAACAUAAGUGGAGUAUUGAGAAUAUUGCAUUUGGCUCUGGAGGAGCUCUGCUACAGAAACUUACCAGGGACCUUUUAAACUGCUCCUUUAAAUGCAGCUAUGUGGUGACCAACGGCCUUGGGGUAAAUGUCUUUAAAGACCCUGUAGCUGAUCCAAACAAGAGAUCAAAGAAAGGACGUUUGUCCCUUCACAGAACACCUGCAAAUGAAUAUGUGACUCUUGAAGAAGGGAAAGGUGAUCAGGAGGAAUAUGGGCCAGACCUUCUCCGCACAGUGUUUAAGAAUGGCAAGAUAAUUACAUGUUACUCGUUUGAUGAAGUAAGAAGCAAUGCUGGGCUGAAAAGCGGAGAAAUUGAAGAAGAGAUUCACUAGAUUCUGUAGUGUAUCAUUUAUGUGUAAAUCUUAGCUUUAUUUGUACAAAACAGUGUGGCUAUUUCUGUGUUACCAUUUUUUAUGCUGGUUUGUCAAUCCUUUUUAUUUUUAAUGUUUUGACUUCCAUACCAAUAUCUUAGCAUUUUGGUGAUCUGCACAGAAUAGGUGUAAAAUUGAUUCUCCCCUCCCCCCUCCUCCAACAAGGAUACACUUUUUUUGUCUGUCUGUUUGGGGUUUUUUUUUUUUGUAUAGCAAAAACUGUAAAAUAUGUAAUUUUAAAUGGUUCCAUGUCUGUGCUUGUAAACUUUGUUUUACAAGCACUAAUUUAGCAAACACUGCUUGGAAAACCUUAGAUAACACGGUUUUAUUUCAUUGUUAAAUCCAAGUUUAUAUACUUCUAUCAUCUCAUUUAGAUAUUUUAUAAACUAAACAACUAAAGCUUUAGCCAGCUGCUAGAUACAUUUUAUUUGCCUUAUAUAGAACACUAAUCUCUAAGUGUUUCUUACUAAAGGAAAUUACAGCCUUUAUGUGGCAAAUGUAAUUAUGUACUGCAGAUAUUGUGUGUAUUAUCAAAUGUACUGUGCUUCAUCUAUACAUACAGCAAUAGAGCAAGGUUUAAGCUAAGUAAAUCAGUUGUUCACAUACGUACUGCACAUGAUUUAAUCACGUAAUAUCACAUUGGAUUAUUCAGAGGUCUACUACACAUUGUCUUCAAUAUUUUUUUCCAACAAUCUUGAUUUAGUCUGCAUAUUGGGUUGUGGUACCAGGAAAGCCAAAGACUAAUGGUCAAUACAGUUGUCAUGUACAGUCAUAUAUUAAGGUUUCCAUUAGACAUUUAAGUGGACCUUGACCUAUAAUUUAGGUGAGUGCUCUGGCAAAAAUGUAGCCAAUGAAAUCCCCUUACCAGCUGUUUAAAACAUCAUGGUCCUAUAGUUGGUGCUUCUGUGGUUUAGGACCAAUUUAUUCUGUAUAAGUGCUCAGGAUACUUCUCUUGGCUAAUUGCAGAUGGGUUUUAAGUAGACACCUUGCAGUUGAUUGAAUUGCUGCUUGGCUUUAAGUCCUCAGCAUUAAAACACUUUAAAUGCAGACUGUUACUUGAGCAAUACUUGGUUCUAUUAGGAAAGUGAAGGAUUAAAUGGAUGUGACAGCCGGCAAGAGUAAUUCCUGACUGAUUUGUUGUCUAGGUAUGAGGGAAGGGGGGUGGCAUCGCAGCACUGUUCCUACAGAUAGUUCUAUAAAACUUAACGCUGUUGAACUAUUUCUACAUUUUAAAGAACACUUUAUUGGUGCUACACUAGAUCUAUAAUUAUGCUGCAUUAGCUGAUUGAGCACUUCUGUAAUCAUUGUGUAUAUACUGGGAGAAUCAAAUGGUCAGUUUAUUUUUACUAAAUGUAAUCCAUAAAAAAUAAAAAGGUCAGAAGUGGAGUUCAACAGUAAAAUCGGUGUAUCUUUUUGCAGCUGUAAGGAUUGAUGGAUCCAAAUUGACUAUUACUUUGCAUGUGAUCCUCUGCGGAGCAUGCGCAGUGGAAAUUGCGGCAAGAUACGCUAUGAUAACAGGUGUACGUUCACCUGCCUCAUAGUGUACAUUGUUUCAGUUCAGUAGCUACUAGGCAUAUGGACUGGACUUCAAAAUGUAGUUGUCCAGUGAGAAACUUCAGUUAUUUUCUGAGUGGUUAUAAUGUCUACUAUCCUCUACUACACAACACACAAAGGCGAAAGCUUUAAUUUAAAGUCUAUUUCAUAGAAAUCAGGAUUUUUUUAUUUUUUAUUUUUUUAAUGGUCUUUCUCAAACAUUUGAAAAUAUACAGAUCAGAUGUCUGAAAAAUCAAUGAGUCUUAUGGAUGAAUUUGGCAAAUUGAUCUUGGAAAUCACCAGAAAUAUCAAUUGUAGACCCUGUAUUAGCUCAAACAAUUUAAUCAAACUUUCAUGCAUCUACAGUAAAUGAGCCAGUUAAUGUCAAUGUGAAAAGCUCAUUCUGGGGAGUUGUCCAUUGCAAGCCAAACAGGCAAGAUUUAGAAAAGGCAAACACUUUUGAUUUAUCAGGAGAAUUCUAAAUGAUCCUGGCUGAUGAAGAAAACUACUAUGGAAAUUCCAUUAAAAUUAAUGGUAAAAUCUGUUUAACUCUGUUAAAUAAAAGGACACUGCUAAAAAUUGUUGCUUUAUUGAUUUAUAGUAGUGAUAGAAAAUCUACUAUACUUCAGGGACCACACGGGUGACUAACCUUCCAAAGAGCCACACAUUACGUCCUAAUGUUUGUAAGAAGUUAAAACAAUACAUUUUAAUCAAAGAAAUGUAUCUCUUUAACAUGUGACAUUGGCUUAUAAGGACUGCUGACAAGCAAAUAAAUCUUAUAAUAAAACAGAAACUGAAGCUAGAUUAGAAUGCUGGUGCAAAGAAAUCUGAGGUUUUUGCUUGUGAGGUGUGGGUUACUCUCCCCCCCCCCCCCCCCCCCCCCCCCAUCAAUUAAAAGUGCCAUAAACCACCAUGACACAAAGUUGUAAAAUAGGUUUUUAGAAACACCCCCCCCAAUAUAUCUCAUUUGACAUAGGAAUAUGGUGUACAAGUGUCAAAAUAAUGGGAUUACAGCCAGAAUAGUUUAAAGGACAAAUCCUCCUUAGUCAAACAUGUCGCUACUGUAUGUUUAGCAAAUGGGGAGAGGUAUGUGAUCACGAUGUUACCUGAAAGCUGUGGGCUAGCUUACAGUACCUACACUACUACAGUUCUGUCCAUGCCCUUAUAGAGAAUUCUAGAAACUUUUCCACACAUUUCUAUUAAGUACCCAUGCUUUUUGAUUCAAACGAAGGGUGCGUGGGAUCACUUAUUCUAAUGUAGAGGCAUUUAUUUUUCCAGAAAGGGCAGUCCUUUAAUAUGUGGUUUGCAGAUGGUUGAUAAAUCUUACAUUUAUACCUGCACAUAAGUGACAUUACCUAAGAUAGGUACUAGAGCAAUUAUCAAAAUCUAGAAUUGUUUUUUGAAAAUUGUUUGCUCCAUAUACUGAUCAGGCAUAAAUAAUUGUUAAUGUUAGAAUUGUUUUGUGUGUUAAUCUAUUUUUGUAUGUUUGUCUCUUAUAUAUUUUUUUUUUUUUUUUUAUAAAUUCUAUUUUUUAUUUAUUUAUUUUUAUUUACACCUAACUUGCCUUCUUAGCUUUUUCUGAAAGGUUUAUAUGAAUGGAAAAUGUGUUGUUUUUUUUUCUAAUAUAAUAGCUGGUUUCCUAAAUUUGUCUUUGCAGUGUCCAAAUCAAUAACUGUAGUGGAAUGGGUGUUUACUGCCUCAACUUAGUAAAGGUUAUUUGAGUAACAAAUUCUCCAGCAUGACUAUUGUCACACAAACCUUCACGCUGACGUAUGCUGCACUUUUUGCCUCCUUUUGUUCAUUCAUUUUAGGUACAGCUACGAUUGUGUUUUUAGGGGAUGUAAGCGCACCUGUCAUCUUAACCUAUGCCAAGUGAUCAGUUUUAAUCCAUUAAAAUAUUAGACUAUGUAGAUGUUGGUAUACAUAUGCAUUUAAAAUGGAAUGCACCAGAGCUGAUCUGGAAUGCAUGCGUUAAUGUAUGCACUCAGUUUAGUUGUGUUGUAGUUAGUAUACUGUAUACUUAUCCACAUAAAGCAAAAUAGAGUACUUUGUUCACACCGUAGGAGGCAAAUGUGGCAAAAAAAACAUACUCUCUCACCCUAAACCUUUGGCUAUAGACCCUUUUCCAUGCAGACAGGCUCUGCCGCUUGAUGCUUAGGUCUAUAUUCCUGCAGUGUUGGAUUUAAAGCUUUGGCUUCAGAGUCAUUUCAAUAUAUAUAUAUAUAUAUAUAUAUAUAUAUAUAUUUUAGUAUUUGUUUGGUGUGUUUUUUUUGUUUUGUUUUUCUCAUUCCUUACAUCAAAAGUGUAUAUUUGGUUAUUUUGUUAUGGCUUUUAAAAAAAAAUUAUAAUAAUAAUUCUCCAAAUAUAAAGCUACCUUCCUGAUAUUUUUAUAUGAGAACUGCAUUAUGUUUCUUUUUAUGUAACAUCGUUUUUAAAUGAUCCACUUGUCUUGAUAUUGUUGUAAACACGCACUGAACGUAAUCUGUGUACAUAAUGUAUUUUAAAUAACAUUAGUACAUUUUUGAUUCGAAUUGCUUCUAGAGUAAUUUUAUGGGUUUUUAUUUUAUUUUUUUUCAUUUUGAUAAACCCAUUAAACUUUAUAUCUUACAUCUGCAGCCGUGUGUGUGUGUAUACAUACACACCCAUAGGUAAAAUUUUAAUUGUUUUGGAUUAUUCAUAUCAGACUUGGGCAACCUGUGGCUCUCAGACUAAACCCUUUCGGUAGCAAUAGACAAAAGAUAAGCCAGUUCUCAGCCGUACCAUAUGUUAUAUAGCCAGGGCGAAUGGCUUUGUUCAGUCACGGGUUCCCUGCCUUUGAUUAGGUGAUAUGGAUAAUGAAAGGUUUUGCAGUAUUAAAUCUCAUAAGACGAAUGAGCCUUCCUCUUUUGAUUUACAUAUGCCUUUUCAUAAUUUUUCUCAGUACAUUUCUAUAAAUUGAAACAAAUUGAAUAGCAAGGCUUGUGUGGGGAUUGAAAUUCCAUUUUAUUUGUGAUCUUUUAUGUAAUGUUCUAAAUUUUAUAGAAUAUAUAUUUUGCUGAUCUACACUGUUAGGACAUUUGAUGCAAAUAAUAUUUGUAAAGUAAUGUCUAUAAAGUAUUGGAACGUUACAUGCCCUAUUACUGAAAUUCAAGGUGGUCAUUUCUAGAUUUUACAUUCCUGAAACUGUAUGUGGAAUGUGAUGUUCCAACACUUAUAUUCUGUUUGGUUUUAUUUCAAUGUAAUAUGUCUAUACAGUUUUCAUGUAUUUAAAUAUGAAAGACAAUAAAACUGUACCUUCCAAAUGCAAA
Molecule: messenger RNA, 6460 nt
Organism: Pseudophryne corroboree (corroboree frog)
Lineage: Eukaryota; Metazoa; Chordata; Amphibia; Anura; Myobatrachidae
Gene: NAMPT
Product: nicotinamide phosphoribosyltransferase
Exons: 11
Coding region: 126-1601 (491 amino acids)
Biological process (GO): NAD+ biosynthetic process
Molecular function (GO): nicotinamide phosphoribosyltransferase activity
Source: RefSeq, a predicted model, not a curated record